Molecule: messenger RNA, 636 nt
Organism: Torulaspora delbrueckii
Lineage: Eukaryota; Fungi; Ascomycota; Saccharomycetes; Saccharomycetales; Saccharomycetaceae
Gene: VPS21
Product: Rab family GTPase VPS21
Exons: 1
Coding region: 1-636 (211 amino acids)
Molecular function (GO): GTP binding; GTPase activity
Source: RefSeq, a predicted model, not a curated record
AUGAAUUCAUCUAUUACAUCUGUCAAACUUGUGUUACUGGGAGAAGCAGCAGUAGGAAAGUCUUCCAUUGUGUUGAGAUUUGUCUCUAACGAUUUCACUGAAAAUAAAGAGCCCACCAUCGGAGCUGCGUUUCUUACCCAGAGGGUUAAUAUUGGCGAUGAGACCGUGAAGUUUGAAAUAUGGGAUACCGCUGGUCAGGAAAGAUUUGCGUCUUUGGCUCCUAUGUACUACAGAAAUGCGCAGGCUGCUUUGGUGGUAUACGAUGUGACAAAACCACAAUCUUUCAUCAAGGCUCGUCACUGGGUUAAGGAAUUACAUGAGCAAGCUAGCAAGGGCAUUAUCAUUGCUUUGGUUGGUAACAAAAUUGAUGUGCUAGAGAGUGGCGAAGAGAGGAAAGUUGCUCGUGAAGAGGCUGAAAAAUUGGCAGAAGAGGAGAAUCUGUUGUAUUUCGAAACAAGUGCCAAGACCGGUGAAAAUGUCAAUGAAGUGUUUUUAGCGAUUGGUGAAAAGAUUCCUCUCAAAAAGGCAGAAGAUCAGGCGAACCAACAGCAUGGCCUGAGGAUCACUGACGACCAGAGGAUAGAUUUGGCUUCCUCUACCAACGGCCCAGUGAAGGCCAGUGGUUGCAAUUGUUAG